Molecule: messenger RNA, 1371 nt
Organism: Adineta ricciae
Lineage: Eukaryota; Metazoa; Rotifera; Eurotatoria; Adinetida; Adinetidae
Source: the annotation of a GenBank genome assembly
AUGGUCAUAUUAACUCUAAAAGACAGUGAUGAUCACUUGAAGUUGAAUAUGAAAUUGAUUUUAUCUCAUCCGAUCGCAAACUCAAGUCCUGGAAACAUGACCAACGCAACAUCAAAAUCUCGCGUCGAUGUGCUUAUGAUCGGUUCCGGUGAAUACACCACCGGUUAUGUGCAUGGUGCAGCAAGUAAAUCGGAUAAGAGCAAAGGAGUUGUGGCAUUAACACUGAUUGAUCUUCGCCGUCGAGAAAAAACGGGUCGUUUGGGUAUUUGUGGAACGAACGGCAAGAAAUUCCCCGAAAUACGAAAAUAUAUGCAGCAAGCAAUUGGCGAAGCGUAUAAAGAUAUGGAUUUGACUAUGGACUGGUGGCCAGGUGAUGAUACAGUUGAUAGCAAAGCAUAUAUUCAAGCUCUUGAUGCGUUUAAACCGGGUGACGCUUGCGUUAUUUUCACUCCUGAUGAUACACAUUUUGAUAUGGCCUUAGAAGCUAUUCGACGUGGUAUUCAUGUUAUGAUUACAAAACCAGCAGUGAAAACAUUAGCUGAACAUCGGCAGUUAUAUGAAGAGGCGAAAAAGAAGAAUGUUCUUGUCACAAUCGAAGUCCAUAAACGUUUCGAUCCUAUGUAUUCCGAUGCUCGAGAUCGCAUCCGUGAAAGUCUUGGCGAUUUUUCAUAUUUCUAUUCAUUUAUGUCUCAACCCAAAUUCCAACUGGAUACAUUUCGAUCAUGGGCUGGAAUAUCUUCGGAUAUAUCCUAUUAUCUCAACAGCCAUCAUAUCGAUUUUCAUAUGUGGUCAUUAUAUGGUCGAGCGCGUCCAGUGCGUAUCAGCGCCAUGGGUUCAACAGGCGUGGCUAAAUCGCAAUACAACAUCGACACAGAAGACAUCAUCACUCUGACUGUGCAAUGGAUAAAUUUAUCAUCGAAAACAAUCGGUACAGCUGUGUAUACAUCAUCAUGGAUAAGUGCGAAAUCGGAUACACAUACACAACAGAAGUUCUUCUACGUUGGUCAUCAUGGAGAAGUCAACAUCGAUCAAGCACAUCGAGGAUAUACACUCGCAUCGGAUACAAAUGGAUAUUUAAGUAUCAACCCAUUGUACAUGAAAUUGGUUCCAACUGAUGGUUACUUCUCUGGACAACUUGGCUAUGGUUAUCGAAGCUUCGAAGCAUUCAUCGACGCAGUUGCUGAUUUGAAUGACAAGAGAAUUGAAAUUGAUACAUGUGAUAGAAAAUUGCCAACAAUUGGCACAACACUGCAAGAAACAGCUAUAUUAGAAGCAGGUCGUAUUAGUUUAGAUAACCAAUCUGCAAUGGUUGAGAUCAUCUAUGAGAAUGAAACAUCGGUGAUUCCAACUGAAUUGAAGCUCCUCAAAUGA